Molecule: messenger RNA, 1687 nt
Organism: Rhinolophus ferrumequinum (greater horseshoe bat)
Lineage: Eukaryota; Metazoa; Chordata; Mammalia; Chiroptera; Rhinolophidae
Gene: GMDS
Product: GDP-mannose 4,6-dehydratase
Exons: 11
Biological process (GO): GDP-mannose metabolic process
Molecular function (GO): GDP-mannose 4,6-dehydratase activity
Source: RefSeq, a predicted model, not a curated record
CGGCCCGCCCCCCUCCCUCCCCCACCCGGCCCCUGUCAGAUUGUGGCGGCGGCCGCGCGGUGCGCUCUUUUCCUGUAGCCCGCGUGAGGCGGCUUGCGCGCGGGCACACCCCCACGUCCCUCCGGCGCUGCUGCCUCAGCUCCGCUCGCCUCUGCUCCGCCCUACCUUCCGUCGCACGCCCGCGGGGACAUGGCACACGCGCAGGCACGCUUCCCCAGCGCCCGGGGUUCCGGGGACGGCGAGAUGGGCAAGCCCAGGAAGGUGGCUCUCAUCACUGGCAUCACAGGCCAGGAUGGCUCAUACUUGGCCGAGUUCCUGCUGGAGAAGGGCUAUGAGGUUCAUGGAAUUGUACGGCGGUCCAGUUCAUUCAAUACAGGUCGAAUUGAACAUCUGUAUAAGAACCCACAGGCUCAUAUUGAAGGAAACAUGAAGUUGCACUAUGGUGACCUCACUGACAGUACCUGCCUCGUGAAGAUCAUUAACGAAGUCAAGCCUACCGAGAUCUACAACCUCGGAGCCCAGAGCCACGUCAAAAUUUCUUUUUGACCUGCAGAGUACACUGCAGAUGUGGAUGGAGUGGGCACCUUACGACUUCUGGAUGCACUUAAGACCUGUGGCCUUAUCAACUCCGUGAAAUUCUACCAAGCCUCAACGAGUGAACUUUAUGGGAAAGUGCAAGAAAUACCCCAGAAGGAGACCACGCCCUUCUACCCUCGGUCACCAUAUGGGGCGGCAAAACUCUAUGCCUACUGGAUCGUGGUGAACUUCCGCGAGGCAUAUAACCUCUUUGCAGUGAACGGCAUUCUCUUCAAUCACGAGAGUCCUAGAAGAGGAGCUAAUUUUGUUACUCGAAAAAUUAGCCGGUCAGUAGCUAAGAUUUACCUUGGACAAAUGGAGUCUUUCAGUUUGGGAAAUCUGGAUGCCAAACGAGAUUGGGGCCAUGCCAAGGACUAUGUAGAGGCAAUGUGGCUCAUGUUGCAGAAUGAUCAGCCAGAGGAUUUUGUCAUCGCCACUGGGGAAGUCCAUAGUGUCCGGGAAUUUGUAGAGAAAUCGUUUUUGCACAUUGGAAAAACCAUUGUGUGGGAAGGAAAGAAUGAAAACGAAGUGGGCAGAUGUAAAGAGACCGGCAAAGUUCACGUGACUGUGGAUCUCAAAUACUACAGACCAACUGAAGUGGACUUUCUGCAAGGAGACUGCACCAAAGCGAAACAGAAGCUGAACUGGAAACCUCGGGUCGCUUUUGAUGAGCUGGUGCGGGAGAUGGUGGAUGCCGACGUGGAGCUCAUGAGGAACAACCCCAACGCCUAAGCGCAGCCGCUGAGCCCCGAGCCGCCCCACCGGCCUUUACCCUCCUCGCGGAACCAGCUGGUGAGGGGCCGCAGGCAUGGUCCUGGGAGGGGUGAGGAGCGCGUCCUUCCGACGGUCGCCCAGGACCUUCACCCCAUCUGGAGGUGGUCCGGCCCGCAGGACUGGGGUCGCUCAGGUUUGCAGCAGCCGGGACCUGGCACUCCGCCUUCGGCCCACUUUCCUUUUGUCGAGGCCUUUUCUGAAUGGUUUUGUGAAAUCAACAAGAUGUUUUAAUCACAUAUUCACUUUACUUGAAACUAUGUCAUUAGACAACUGAAAGUGUGGGGCUUUCAGAUGGUGUUUCUCUUUUCUUAUUAAAAAUGGCCUUUCUAUGAACCAA